CGAAUAAAUUGGCCUACUCCGUUCAUCCAAUACAAAACUUUCAGAGCUAAAAAAACGCAGUCAUAGAAGGUACAGCGCAGAGCAUAGCAAUGACGAACGCGGAGGUAGAGGCGGUGGAUUUCGAACCGGAAGAUGACGACCUGAUGGACGAGGACGUCGAUGGUACUUCCCCUAGGGCUCUAAUUCCUAGGAUCAAAUCCGCUAUCGGGGACUCCUCCGCUCCCAAGAAAACAAAGGGCCGUGGCUUCCGCGAAGAGGCUGCUGAGGCCGACCGUAAUGCGCGUCUAUCUGCUCGAUUUGACUCUCUUGUUUCGGAUGGCGGCCCUGGUCCCGAAAGAUCCAUUGAAGGAUGGAUUAUUUUGGUAACUGGAGUUCAUGAAGAGGCCCAAGAAGACGAUAUCCUUAACUCUUUUGGUGAGUUUGGAGACAUUAAGAAUUUGCAUCUGAAUCUGGAUCGCCGCACUGGGUUUGUAAAGGGCUAUGCGCUGGUUGAAUAUGAAAACUUUGAAGAGGCACAAAAAGCUAUUAACGAGCUAGAUGGAACUCAACUGCUCACUCAAACCAUUAAUGUUGAUUGGGCAUUUAGCAGAGGCCCGUUCAAGAGAAGGAAUAAUAGGAGAUCACCUCGAGGUCAUCGUUCAAGAAGUCCCCGGAGGAGAUACUAGCUAUGUGUGUGUGCGUUUGCGUGUUUCUUUUCUGAAGUCAUUGUGACUCUUGUUUGAGAAUAUAUUGACUUUACCCUCAAGGAAUGCAGGUUGAUGUUAUGUACACUACUAUUCUAGUACGUUUGAGUGACUGGUUAUUUGCUAGGCGUCUGCUGUACUGUCUUGAUUUUUCUUGCUCUGUAUUUUAAUUAAUGCAUAAUGGCACCUGUAAGGCUGUAAUGUCCAGUAUUGACCCUUCCAAGAACAAGGUGGCUGUUUUGCCGAAGUUGGGAUAUCAAUCUCGGAAAUUAUCCAAGAAAUGGUGGCUAGAAUCUUUGUUGCA
Cuscuta europaea is the source of this 987-nucleotide messenger RNA. NCBI's taxonomy places the organism in Eukaryota, Viridiplantae, Streptophyta, Magnoliopsida, Solanales, Convolvulaceae. The record is from the annotation of a GenBank genome assembly.